AUGCCUCCAGCAGCAGCAGCAGCACGUGCGCUCCCACACCCCUCCCCCUCCCCUCCCCCUUCCACCUCCUCCGCAGACAUCCCCACCGUCACCGUGACCCUCACGCACACUUACACUUACACGCACACCCUCUCCCCAUCCCCCUCCAAUCCGCCAUCCCAUACAAUAGCACCCCACUUCGCCUGGCCGCAGCGAAGUGAAAGCGCUUCCCUCGAGCACCAAUCGCUUUCACCACCUCCCGGCGGCCUUCUGCGCCGCGCACAAUUCCAAACCUCGACACCGACACCGGCAUCGACACCGAGGAAAUCCACGUUCCCGAGACCUUCUCCACCGACGUUUCUGUAUCCCUCGCCUAUCGUUCCUGCGCGCGCCAACGUUAACACUUCAAUAUCUUUGCACCACCGCACUCUCCUCAGCACUAUGAGAGAUCUCCCCGCCUUUCCGGACAUACCGCCCGCACUCCAAGCCCUCGUGUUUGGAGGUAUGGCGCUGGGCUUUCUGUGGGUUGUUGUGGUCUGGCUUGUGAACUUCCCGCCUGGGACAUGGCGGUGCAGGUCCAGCUCGGACUCCGGCUCCGGUCGCAGAAGCAAGAAGAUAAAGAGGCGGAAAACUGGUACCGGCGCCGGAGCAAGGUGGUGGGACCUAAGAACCUGGCUCCUCGGAGGAAGCGGGGAGAAUGCAGACAGGAAAGGGAGGAAGAAGAAGAAACCGAUUGACAAGCCGUCGAAGUACGCGCCGCUGGCCUCUAGCGCGUCGUCGUCGUCUUCUUCCCCGGGAACUCCGUCAUCGAUUUCUAGUGCGGAUGCAGACGUCCUGGCGCUGGCGCCGACUUCAGCAUCCACAUCGACAUCAACAUCCGCCACCCGCACCACAGCAAACAAUAGCGCCAUCGAGCUUCGGCGACGCAACAAUCCACCUAUCGAGCUGCCACACCCACACGCACCCGGCGCACCGCCAUGGCAGACGCAGCGAAACACCAGUCUCCCCCCGUCCUCCUCAUCGCCAUCGCCGCAGAACCCCUACCUCCCCACCCCUCCACCUCUGCUACGCCCGCGCACUUCAUCCGAGUAUCUAGCCUCGUACCGAGCUUUCUUCUCCUCCUCCCCGUCCUCCUCCAACCCAGUACCCGCUUCUCCAUCAGCAUCGACGUCGUCGCAAUUCUCCUUCCACUCCGCCGACGCGCUAGAAGCGCAGACCACGCCGCCAGCGUCACCGACACGGAAGCACAGGCGAGGUUGGAGCGAUAGUGGGUUGGAUGCUGGGCUGAAUGACGGGAAAGGGAAAGGGGAGAGGAAGAGGUGGAGUGGAGCUGGGUUCUUGGACGCUGUGGAUGGCGCGGUGGGGAGGGCGGUGGAUCGGAUGGUGAAGUGGACGGGGGAUGAUGGGGGUGGGGAGGGGCUGUUGCUGCCGUUGAAGGGGGAUAAGAUGGACUGA
Trematosphaeria pertusa is the source of this 1434-nucleotide messenger RNA. RefSeq lists its product as uncharacterized. Lineage: Eukaryota; Fungi; Ascomycota; Dothideomycetes; Pleosporales; Trematosphaeriaceae. The coding region runs from base 1 to 1434 and encodes 477 amino acids. The transcript has a single exon. The record is from RefSeq and is a predicted model, not a curated record.